Molecule: messenger RNA, 504 nt
Organism: Naegleria lovaniensis
Lineage: Eukaryota; Heterolobosea; Eutetramitea; Acrasida; Naegleriidae
Exons: 1
Coding region: 1-504 (167 amino acids)
Source: RefSeq, a predicted model, not a curated record
AUGUCAUCACCUUCCCUUUGGCAAAUUUUGUUCAAGAGAGCCAAUUCCAAUCAUGUACUUCAUCAUAACAGCAUUGGAUUUUAUCGAAAAUUGAAACAAAAAUGUGAGGAUUGGAUACACAAUAAUAUUUGGAACCGAAUGUUGAAUUUAUCGUCAAUCUAUAAAACUCAAGUGAUGCUCGGAAAUGUUGAAUCUAUGGAGAAUGGAAAAUAUGAAAAUCAAGUGAUGAGAGAACGAUUGUUGUUUUAUCAAAAACAAAAAAGAAUGUUGCUGCGGACAGCAAAGGAGCAGUAUAAACAAGAAGUAUUGAUGGACGAGCUUGCCAGAAUUAAUUUUGAAAUCUUUAAUGAAAUUGAUAUGAAUCUUAGAUCUCGGAAAAAAACGUUGAGAGCGCGUGUAGAGUUUUGGAAACUGUUUUUCAAGUAUUUAUUUGCAAAGAAACAACAACCACUAUUAUUACAUGCAGAAUUAUCUGAGUAUGAUAAAUACAAGAUAGAGAAGUAA